UUCCAAUUUAUCGCCGGAUUAAUUCCUUGCUCACCGAGCUACCUCCGCUUGUUGGACGGAUCUUAGUUGCUGCAACAGCGUCCACGGGAUCCUUCCCGCACCGGUCGCCUUCUCUGUCGCUGGUCCUAGUGGUCAAUCAUGUCUCAGGAUGAGGGGUAAGAAGUCUGGUUGUGGUAUGAUUGGAUUCUGAUCAUGCAAAUAUACGCAACAACAUAGCUAGGUCUUAGGAUCCAAUUGAAUCUCGCACUUCUCCCUGGUACGAAGCGGAGCCGCUGCGGCCUUCCCCUCUCUUGACCCUAUGGUUCGACUUCAAAAGGAGCCCUGAGAACCCAAGGAGGCACCGUUUGGAAACCAGAAUACCUUGGGAGUUCUCACUCUGGACUCUGUCUUUUGAACAGAUUACAAACUUUUAUCAAUUGCUUUGUACGAGGUUCAAGAUGACGAUCCCUGAUGAGGUCGAUAUCAUCGUGUGUGGCGGUGGUAGUUGUGGUUGUGUGGUAGCUGGCAGAUUGGCUAACUUGGACCACAACCUCCAAGUCUUGCUGAUUGAGGCCGGAGAGAGCAACUUGAAUAACCCAUGGGUUUACCGUCCAGGAAUCUACCCCCGGAACAUGAAGUUGGACAGUAAAACGGCAUCCUUCUACUACUCUCGUCCCUCGGAAUGGCUCGGUGGUCGUAAAGCCAUUGUUCCCUGCGCUCAUAUUCUAGGCGGAGGGUCAUCCAUCAACUUCAUGAUGUACACUCGUGCAUCUGCAUCUGAUUAUGAUGACUUCCAAGCAAAGGGAUGGUCUACAAAGGAGUUGAUUCCCCUGAUGAGGAAGCAUGAGACGUAUCAACGUGCUUGCAACAAUAGGGAUCUCCAUGGCUUUGAGGGACCGAUCAAAGUCUCUUUUGGAAACUACACUUACCCAGUUAUGCAGGAUUUCCUGAGAGCUGCCGAGUCUCAGGGAAUCCCAACUACUGAUGAUCUUCAGGAUCUUGUAACGGGCCAUGGGGCGGAACAUUGGCUCAAGUGGAUCAACAGAGACACCGGACGUCGCAGUGACUCUGCACACGCCUACAUCCACGCCACCCGUGCUGUGCAUACCAACCUGCAUCUCCAAUGCAACACCAAAGUCGACAAAGUAAUCCUUGAGAACGGCGUCGCGGUCGGCGUGAGAACCAUCCCUAGCAAGCCUCUUCAUCCAUCGCAACAAUCACGCACCUUCCGCGCUAGAAAGCAAAUCAUCGUGUCAGGCGGCACGCUCUCUUCACCAUUGAUCCUGCAGCGCUCUGGUAUCGGCGACCCCAAGAAGUUGCAAGCUGCAGGUGUCCAACCCAUUGUCGACCUUCCGGGUGUUGGUCUCAAUUUCCAAGACCAUUAUUUGACUUUCUCUGUCUACAGAGCCAAGCCGGAAACCGAAUCCUUCGACGACUUUGUCCGCGGCGACCCCGAAGUCCAAAAGGCAGUCUAUGAUGAAUGGAACCUCAAAGGCACUGGCCCCCUCUCCACGAACGGCAUCGAAGCCGGUGUCAAGAUCCGCCCCACGGAAGAAGAGCUCAAGGAGAUUGAAUCAUGGCCUACUCCACACUUCAAGAGCGGAUGGGAGAGUUACUUUAAGAACAAGCCUGACAAGCCUGUUAUGCAUUAUUCUGUCAUUGCCGGAUGGUUCGGUGACCAUAUGUUGAUGCCGCCGGGCAAAUUCUUUACUAUGUUCCACUUCUUGGAAUACCCAUUCUCCCGCGGCUCCACCCACAUUGUCUCUCCAGACCCCUACGAAGCUCCUGAUUUCGAUGCCGGGUUCAUGAACGACGAGCGUGAUAUGGCGCCUAUGGUCUGGGGUUACAUCAAGUCUCGCGAGACUGCACGCCGGAUGGAGGCCUACGCAGGCGAAGUCCAAGCAAUGCACCCCUUCUACGACUACGACUCGCCGGCCCGCGCCAAGGACCUCGACCUAGCAACGACGAAGCAAUACGCACUGCCGGGCAACAUCAGCGCAGGCAUCCAGCACGGCAGCUGGAGCGUACCUAUCGAGAGCGGGAAGCCACCUAAGGAAUCGUUCUUGAACUCGCACCGCAAGGAUGUGUACCAGGAUCUCAAGUACAGCAAGCAGGAUAUCAAACAUAUCGAGGAGUGGGUCAAGAGACACGUUGAGACUACAUGGCACAGUCUGGGCACGUGCUCCAUGGCGCCGAAGGAGGGCAACAGCAUUGUCAAGCACGGCGUCGUGGAUGAGAGAUUGAAUGUGCAUGGGGUUAAGAACCUGAAGGUUGCGGAUCUGAGUAUCUGCCCAGACAACGUUGGCUGCAAUACUUACUCAACCGCUCUCCUCAUCGGCGAGAAGUGCGCCGUUCUCACAGCCGAGGAUCUUGGCUACACUGGCCCAGCCCUCGAGAUGAAAGUCCCCAACUACCACGCGCCUGGCGAAGUGAGCGCCAUCGCCCACGCGCGUCUCUAA
This is a messenger RNA of Amorphotheca resinae ATCC 22711, 2438 nucleotides long. RefSeq lists its product as hypothetical. Gene Ontology annotation, molecular function: flavin adenine dinucleotide binding; oxidoreductase activity, acting on CH-OH group of donors. The record is from RefSeq and is a predicted model, not a curated record. NCBI's taxonomy places the organism in Eukaryota, Fungi, Ascomycota, Leotiomycetes, Helotiales, Amorphothecaceae. Bases 438 to 2438 code for a protein of 666 amino acids. The transcript is spliced from 11 exons.